Xyrauchen texanus (razorback sucker) is the source of this 7122-nucleotide messenger RNA. RefSeq names its product ubiquitin carboxyl-terminal hydrolase 15-like. NCBI's taxonomy places the organism in Eukaryota, Metazoa, Chordata, Actinopteri, Cypriniformes, Catostomidae. Bases 139 to 1932 code for a protein of 597 amino acids. The record is from RefSeq and is a predicted model, not a curated record. The transcript has 11 exons. Gene Ontology annotation, molecular function: cysteine-type deubiquitinase activity; zinc ion binding.
GAGAAGGAAAAGAGUCUCUGAUCCGUAACCCACAGUAGAUGGCGGUAAUGCUGUAUUAUAGAAUGCGAGCCGCCAAUAAGAAGAAGAAGAAGAAGAAGAAGAAGAAGAAUGGAGGCCAGGAUGUGAUGGUGAGGGAAGAUGGCGGAAGGUAGGGAAGCCAACCUGAAUCUGGACACUCAGCGCAAGGAGAUCGCGACGCUGCUGAAGACGGCGCUGCGCGAAGGCGACAAAUGGUACUUGGUGGACAUUCAUUGGUUCAAGCAGUGGAAGAAAUAUGUUGGUUUUGACAGCGGGGACACAUGUAAUAUCGGUGAGGUCUACCCUGGACCGGUGGAUAACUCCAGCAUUCUGCAAGAUGGAGAUGCUUUCAACAUUAAGGAGCACCUUAUAGAUGAGCUGGACUAUAUUCUGAUGCCCACAGAUGGCUGGAGUAAGUUAGUUUGCUGGUAUGGCUUGACAGAGGGACAGGAGCCAAUUGCUCGAAAGGUGGUGGAACAGGGUAUGUUUAUGAAACACUGUAAGGUGGAAGUCUAUCUCACCAAACUAAAUCUACGUGAAGACGGCAAUAUGGACAAUAUUGUUACCAGAAGGUUCAGCAAAGCAGACACAAUAGACAACAUUGAACGGGAGAUGCGUAAAUUAUUCCGUAUUCCAGACGACAGAGAAACCAAGUUGUGGAGCCAAUAUAUGAGCAACACGAUUGAGCCUUUGAACAAACCGGAUUGCACUGUUCAGAAUGCUGGACUCUUUGAGGGACAGGUUCUAGUUAUAAAACAGAUGAAUAAAAACAAGAUGUGUCCUCCGAGUCCUUCCACAUUCAAUAAAAUGGCAGAAACCAGUAUUUUAGUGGCAAAGGAGCAGUUCUGCUGUCCAGUGUGUCUGGACCUAUUGAAGAAUCCAGUGACCAUUCCCUGUGGACAUAAUUACUGUAUGAGCUGCAUUACAUCCUGCUGGGAUCAGAAGAGAGUCUUCAGCUGCCCUCAGUGCAGAUGCACCUUCACUCAAAGACUUGCUUUAAGCAAAAACACCAUUGUUGCUGAAAUGGUAGAUAAACUGAAGACAAAACUGCUGACUGCAGUUCCUGCUCACAGUUACGCUGGAGCUGGAGAAGUGGAAUGUGACAUCUGCACAGGAAGAAAAUACAAAGCAUCUAAGUCAUGUCUGACGUGCCUUGAAUCUUACUGUCAAGCUCAUUUUGAGCAUCAUGAGGAAUUUCACUCAGGAAAGCCACACAAUGUGAUUGAUGCCACUGGACGACUUCAGGAGAUGUUUUGCCCAAAACAUGAUAAACAGUUAGACCUCUACUGUUGUACUGACCAGCAGUGCAUUUGUUAUCUGUGUAUGGUGGAUGAACAUAAAAACCAUGCCAUUGUAUCAGCUGCAUCACAGAGGACAGAGAAACAGAAACAGUUAAAGGAAACGCAGAAAACAUUCAAGCUGAGAAUCCAGAAUAGAGAUAAAGAAGUUCAGGGGCUGAAAGAGGCUCUGAAGUCAUAUAAGGACUCGGCACAGAAAGCAGUGGAGGACAGUGAGAAGAUCUUUACUGAUCUGAUACGCUCCAUUGAGAGAAGCCGCUGUGAGGUGACACAGCUGAUCAGAGAUCAGGAAAAGGCUGCAGUUUGUCAAACUGAAGGACUCUUGAAGCAGCUGGAGCAGGAGAUUGCUGAUCUCCGAAGGAGAGAUACUGAGCUAGAGCAGCUGUCACACACAGAUGAUAACAUCCAUUUCCUCCAGACUUUGCAUUCUGUUGAUGUAACUGAAUAUACAGAUGUACCCAGCAUUGCUGUCAAUUCUCGGCUCUCUUUUGAGGAUGUGGGAAAAUCCGUCUCUCUGCUAAGAGACAAACUUGUGUAUUUCUGCAAAGAGAUACAAAAGAUAUCUGAUACAGUGACAUGCUGCCAGAACAUUCCCAACCAUGAACCCAUGACUUGAUAGGAGUUCUUGUAAUGUAAGUGUUGCUAAUAAAACAGACAGAGCACAUUAUCUUUUCCAGCAUUUUCAAAAGCAAAGUCAAACUUCACGUGACUUUUCCUGUCAUGUUGUAUAGUAAAUCAAAGGUGUCAAAUUUGUUAUGCAGGAUUUCCAUUAGAGUUCAUUUUCAGAUAGGAUGGACUCAAAUGCAGAAUGAAUGCAUUGAGGUGAAGAUUUAUUAAAGUGAAGAAUGUGGCCUAAAUCUGUUUUAGUUUUUUUUCACUCACAUUUUACACUUCUGUUCAUUGUAUAGCAAUGCAAACAGCCACAAGCGCACAAAUCUGACAUUUUCAAAUUUGACUAUUGUCACUUUCAUAUAAUCGCUGUCUGAUGAAAGGCACGUAUCUUGAAAAAUUCAUUUUUUUCAUUAAUUUUGAAGCACACAGCACCUGCAGAGUUUGAAUCGAUUAAUUAUUCAUUUAAAGGUGUUGUAACCUUUUUUUUUUUUCAUUGAAAGUGAAGCAAAAUAUUUGACUACUCCCUGAAAGUUGAGGGCGCUAUUUUGCUGCUCUGGUUUUUAACCACAGUUCCUGCUCGUGACGGUGUCAAAAAAGCUAAUUUGGUAUUUUUGGGGUGCAGGUUUUUGGGAAAAGUGGGCCUGGCUAAUCCAAUGGCUCAUCUUGUCGAAAAUCUAGAAUUGAUAAAAUCGCUUACAGCACCUUUAAACAUACAUUUUUGUCCCAAAUACAGGAUGUCCAUUCCGUGGUUUGCAGCUAAUGCCAUUUUUAUAACUGUAUUCCAUGAUUCCCAUCCAUGUUUUCCACAUCACUGAAAUCAUCGGGUCUUACAUGUGGUAACCGCUGUAUAUGUGAACUUCGAUUGUUGCAUUAUUAAAAAUGAAUUCACAUCCUGAUGUGUAAAGGCCGCAUCACCACGCUAUGACUGUAGAGUGUGAAUUCAUUUAAAAAAAAAUCUGCGAUCUGACCAUUGUCAUUCUCAAGUUUACAACUCCAAUGUUUUUAUAGUUAACAUUACAGUAAUAUAGAACAAACAAAUCCGAAUUUGCAUUAUGUCAAUACUUAAACUAUUUCCUCGGAGCAAAGCAGAGAUGACCGCAGAUGAGCAGAGAAUGUACAGUAUGUGAUAGGGCUUUGUUCAUAACAGUCAACCGUUGAUGUGGUUUCACAAAAUGCUGCCGCUGGAAGUGAUGAAACUAUAAAAUUGUAUUUGGCACCUAUUCCGAGUCCCGAUCGUUACCAUGUUUUUGUGCAUGUAAAAAAAACUUGUUAGCGACACAGUUUAUUAUAUUAAUAUUUUCCAGGACAUUUAGGUGUUUUAUAUGCCAUGUAUGACUUUUCCAUGACUGGAUAACUGCAUUGCAAAAUUCCAGGUUUUCCAGGGCAUGUGGGAACCCUGUCUUUGCUAGAAAAUCUUUAGAGAAAUACAAAUGUCCCGAUUUGUGUCACGUUUAGCUGCUGUGUGAACAUAGCCACAGAAAACUCAACCAGGUGUACAACCAGGCUCCGGGCAAAUAAUUUUUUAUUCUCUGAUUUUCUGAUUAUGUCUUUUAUUUCCUUCAGAUUCCUGUCAGCCCACACUGUUCUCAUCAGACAGAGGUUUUUAUUCACUGUGUUCAGAUCCAGAGUAAUUACUGCCACUGAAAAAGUCCAGACAUUUUGUGUGUGGAUGCUGUUACUGGGAGUUGGAGUGGAGCGGUCGUGCUGUGUUUAUAUCGGUGUCAUAUGAGACCAUCAGCAGGAAGAGAUCUGGUUCUGAGUGUUUGUUUGGAUAUAAUGGAUGUACUUGGGUUUGUUCUGCUAUUUCUCCAGUUACACAAUCAGACACAAUAAAAAAAAAAGAUAUAAACUCCCAGUCAUGUGCAUCACCAGUAGAAUUGGAGUGUAUGUGGACCAAAGUGCCGGAACUUAAGCCUGAAGUAAGCUUUAUCCACAAAGUCCACACCACAUUCUCUUAACCGCUGUAUCUUAGUUUAGAGUUUGUAAUUAUGGAUCAACAGUGAAAAUGUGUGGCAUAACAAAUUAGAUGAUGCUGAUAUUCUACCAAUAAUUUCCUCAUGUUACAGUGUAUAUGUGUGUGUGUGUAUAUAUAUAUAUAUAUAUAUAUAUAUAUAUAUAUAUACACUCACAGUUGAAGUCACAUAGGUUAGUUGUGACCAACAAUUUUUCCACUCUUGGUAAAUAUGGGCAAUGAAGGCUGUGAAACAUAUGCCUUUAUUGUUUAUCCUUUUGAUCUUUCAUUCGGAAUAUUCACUACAAAAAAUCUCAUAAUUAAAUAUUUUAAUAUUUUUUCCAAGAUAUGUUUGCCACAAUUAGUAGAACCCCUAGAAAUUCUUAUGAGUAAAACAUAUCUGAAGUAUAUUCUCAUUUUAAAUUUUGUAGUACACCUGUGUGACUAGGAAUAUGAAGUUGUUCAGCCAUGACUUCAUCACAGGGGUAUAAAUAUGAGGUAGCACACAAGCCAAGUUCCCUUAAUCAUCCAUCACAAGGGGUAAGACCAAAGAACAAAUUUAUGAUGUGCGGCAAAAGGUGGUUGUUCUUCACAAAAUGGGAAGUGGCAUUAAGAAAAUGGCUUUAGCAUUGAAAAUACCCAUUUCCACCAUCAGGGCAAUAAUUAAGAAGCUCUAAUCAUGACUCCAGCCGGGUCUCCUAAGCAACCAAAUUGUCCCGGUUACUAGGGAGUGUAGAGUCACACGGGGUAACCUCCUUGUGAUCUAUAAUGUGGUUUGCUCUCGGUGGGGCGCUUGGUAAGUUGUGCAUGGAUGCCGCGGUGGAUGCCGUGAAGCCUCCACACGUGCAUAAAUGUAUGACAAAAAUAUUUUUUUUGAUAAAACGUGUUGUUUGCAAUUGUUUGAUAUCCAUUAGAUAUCCUUUGCUCAUGUUUACCAAGAGUGCCAAUAUUUUUGGCAACAACUGUAUAUAUAGAACUAUAUUUCUUUAUGUAUGUCAGUGGUUACAGCCACAAGUGCUUAAAUAAGUCAGUAACCGGGAGAUGUUACAUUUACACAUUUUGCAGACUGUUAUCCAUGAGCAGGGCUGGACUGGGAAGAGAAAUCGGCCCAGGAAUUGAUAUAGUAACUGGCCCAAAAGUUGAGCGCUGUCCUUUAAAUCAAACAUAUAUUCUCACAACAAACACAUGGGAUUUUUGCCUCUAAUGGGACAAUAAAGUAUAUUCAUAGAAUUUGCCAUUUGUUCUAUGUUAACUUUGUACUGUAUAUUCAAUUUAAUGUCGAUUAAAGUGUCUCCAUGUGAUUAUUAUUUAGGUGUAAUUGUUUUGCUGAAAUGGCACAGCCCCUUAAGUGUUACAGUACUAGGUUUAGCAUUUUGGUUUGGCCUUCCAUAAAACAGCAAACAAAAUUUGAUCGUUCUCGUUAUGACUUAUUAUAGUAUUUUUAUCAAAUUAAAAAUAAAACAAUUAUUUUUCAACAUACCAUUGCAUUAUUUUAAUCAGAAGAAGUGUUCGUAUCCUCACAACACAAUCCAAAACAAAAUAUUAGAGAUUUAUUUUAGUCAAAUACAGUGCUGCACAGCAGACCAUCACAGUAUUAAAACUUUAAUUCAAUACAACAGCAUUCUUGCUUUGGAGAAAUUGCUUAAAUAUAAUGUCAUUAUUAUUUAUUAGUGGUGCUUGCAAAGCACUAUUAUAAUCUCACAUACUUAUUAUUAUUCUUCCGGACACUUUUUCGGCACCUAACUCGUCCUGCAGUGUUUGGCGUAGACCCACAAAUGAGGUAUCAAAACAACCAACCUAUUGAGGACACCUGUGUUAUGACUUUUCUAAGGGAUGUAUGGUGCACCUCUGGGGUCUCAAAAAGUCCCAUAGGGUACUAUGGGAAGGGAUUUUUUUUCCUACUAUGACAAGUCAAUGCAAGAAAUGGCGUAGCCACGCCCUAGCAACCAUUUACAGCACCCUAGCAACCACCCCCAUAGACUUCCAUUAAAAAUGGCUCAGAAGGAUAUCUUCAGAACAGAAUAUUGUAGACACUUGGGGAUUGACUCUUUUGAGAUAGGUUAUUAAUCAGCCAAUAAGAAUCACUCUAGUUACUGGAUAGCCAUGCCCUAGCAACCAGCUCUAUUGACUUCCAUUAAAAAUGGCUCUGAAGGAUAUCUUCAGAACAGAAUGUCAUAGACACUUGGGGAUUGACUCUUUUGAAAUAGGUUAUUAAUCAGCCAAUAAGAUUCACUCUGGUUACUGGCUAGCCACGCCCUAGCAACCAUUGGUUUGACUUCCAUUAAAAAUGGCUGAGAGGGAUAUCUUUGGAUCAGAAUGUCCUAGAGACAUGAUAUCUUGUUUUAAUUGGGUGAGCAAUCAGUCUUCAAGUAUCCACUUGGAAACUACUUUGCCAUGCCCUAGCAACCAUUUAAAGCACCCUAGCAAUGUAAUCCCAUUGACUUCCAUUUAAAAAUGUUGUGGUGUAGAGAUAUGGGCUUUGCAAUACGGUUGCUAGGGUAAGCACAUGUGGAUGCUAGGCAGUUGCUAGGGUGAUACUAAAAAGGUUGCUUGCCUUGACACUUGAAGACUGAUUGCUCACCCAAGUAAAACAAUCAGCUUUCAAGUAUCAUCAUGGAAACUACUUAGCCAUACCCUAGCAACCAAACCCCAUUGACUUCUAUUCAUAAUUGCUUAGAUGGUAUCUCAGGAUCGAAAUGUCGUAGAGACUUAAAUAUUGGCUUGUAUGACAGCAAGUAGCCUUUUUAAUAUCACCCUGGUAACUGUCUAGCAACCAGAUGGGGUUACCCUAGCAACCAAGUAAGAAAACAUCUCUCUGCACCAGAACAUCGUAGAGACUUCCGGGUUGGCUCAUUUGACUCAGUCUGACAAGGAGCCUUUUGAGUGUCACCCUGGUAACUGCCUAGCAACCAGAUGGGGUUACCCUAGCAACCAAGUAACAACACCAAUAUCUCUGCACCAGAACAUCCUACUGUCAUGGGUGUGGCCUCUUUCAACAUAGGGCAGUUGGACGGACAUCGUGGUGACACAUUUUGCCAAAUUGUACCUAUCUAGUUAUUAUUAUUGUACUACACCGUAAUAGUAUUUUUCGGUUGCAUCUAGUUAAAUUGAGCUUUUAGUUUGAUGGAAAGCUAGAUAUUUAUGACAACAGCUUUAUACCUCUGAAUAAGCAGUUUGCUAUGUGGCUUGAAUGUGCUUAUUAAACCGUAAAAGGCAAAUGCGUGGACCUCAUUAUUUCACAUA